This is a messenger RNA of Hermetia illucens (black soldier fly), 1573 nucleotides long. RefSeq lists its product as uncharacterized. The transcript is spliced from 12 exons. The coding region runs from base 87 to 1457 and encodes 456 amino acids. The record is from RefSeq and is a predicted model, not a curated record. NCBI's taxonomy places the organism in Eukaryota, Metazoa, Arthropoda, Insecta, Diptera, Stratiomyidae.
GAUUAGACAGCUAGCGCCUGACUGGGGAGCUAAUUUAUCAACCUAUUUGGGACCCUCAAGCUCUGGUUACAGGAAUUUUGUGGAUAAUGGCGGGGAAGGUUUUGCUGUUGUCCAUUCUGAUUAGUGUUUGUUGUUCAUGUAAAGCUAGUACGAUCAGGGAAAUACUGAAACUGCCAGAACCUGAUGAAGAACUACUUGGAUACCUGAAAGCGGCCUCUUCGCGAGCUAAAUUCAACUUUAGCCAGGGCCUUUUAGAGACAAAUUUCCAUAGCCUGCACGAUGAGGAGGACGAAUCCCAAUAUCUUAAAUUUGAUGAUACUUUUAUGAAGAUUGGGGACGAUGACAUCUAUUUAAUGAACAUGAAGAUAGUUGGGAAACUUAGCAUCCAGUUAACACACGCUGAACCGGAUUUAAUUUCUAACUUUAUGGACACAGAGCUAAGUUGGAAUGAUGUUAAAGUGGAAGGAGACUUUGAGUUUUAUCAAAACUCUCACCAUGAAACACCCGAGCUCAUAAACGGAACGUUCAGCAUGAUUUGGAAAAACGUCAAAGCUAUCGGCAGCAUUGGAUUCUUACCCUUCGAACACACAGAUGGAUUCUAUAGUACGGCCCAUGAUUUGAAAUUUACCUCCGAUGGCUUUGACCUGAAGUUGAACACCGAAGAGGACGGUAGCCAUGAGAGCCACAAUCUAUAUGAGGCAGAGGACCGUUUCAAGGAACAUUUCCAAGAUGACUUGUUCUGGAAACUGCAAGAAAGUUUACGACCAAAUAUCGAUGACUAUCUGCAAACAAAGUCAACUCUUCAGAUAUUCGGGAACAAUGUCAACGUUAAGCAACGAUAUGUGAAGUACGCUCACAAGACUACUGUCGUUAUUAACGAUUUGGUGGACGAUGUCCUUGAGAUGGUAAAAGCAGGGAUCGCGGAAUCUGGCUUUUGGAAGUUUUCAAUUCCGAGCAUCAACGAGGGGUUUUCCAAGAAGAUUUGGUUUGUCACUUUCAAAGGAUAUUUUUCUGCGUGGAACGGCUAUGCCGAAGACCUAAAGACAAUAAGAAGAAAAGGGGAUUUCGCCGUAAUCAUGAGAAAUGAAACCAUGGAAGUGACCGGAUCACUGGAAGUGCAAUAUUUAUCGGCAAAGUACAACAAUUAUGCAGCAAAAUUCUUGGAUAUGGGACCAACUGGAACAAUAUCGGCAAAUGUGGGAACUAAUGCGCUCGCUUUCAAGAUUGAAAUAGUUCCAGAUGGUAAGAGUAUCGUUGGAUUCCGGAUUAAGGACUAUUCUUUUAAAGUUCAUGUUGGGAACAUAAAAGUGAAUGUAACUGGCUUGUGGAUCCUUAAUUGGCUACUCUCAUAUAUAGUAUCUUGGGUGGUUAACAGUUGGAAAGGAGAAAUAACUCACCAUAUCGAAAAGGAAGCUUCCCAGGUUAUAGACAAAAUCAUAAAAUCUUUCUGGCCCUAGUUUCCCAUAAUCACUCAAUCUCGAAAGAUUUUCAUUAACGUUCAUUUUUAAGGUCAUACGUAAUAGUUUGUGGUUCAACACAUCUUAAAUAAACCAAUUAAUAUGAAAAAGCUGUA